Calidris pugnax (ruff) is the source of this 3682-nucleotide messenger RNA. RefSeq names its product GC-rich sequence DNA-binding factor 2 (gene GCFC2). Gene Ontology annotation, molecular function: DNA binding. Gene Ontology annotation, cellular component: nucleus. Lineage: Eukaryota; Metazoa; Chordata; Aves; Charadriiformes; Scolopacidae. Bases 33 to 2591 code for a protein of 852 amino acids. The transcript has 18 exons. The record is from RefSeq and is a predicted model, not a curated record. Gene Ontology annotation, biological process: mRNA splicing, via spliceosome.
GCGUGCGCGGGGGGCUCCGCGGCCGCUCCGCCAUGUUCCGGCGUCCCCCGCGUAACUUCCGCGGUCGGCGGCGGGUGGCCUCCAGCAGCAGCAGCAGCGAUGAGGAGCCGCAGCCGGUCGUCCCCUCCGCCCCACCGCCAGUCCCGGCUCCCGAGCAGGAAGCGGAGCCUGGGGAGGGUGAGGGGGACCCCGGCAGCGCCGCCGCCUCGCCGGAAGGGGCUAGGGCCUCCGCGGCGGUGGAGGGGCCGCUGUCCCCAGAGGAGCCGGCGGGUAGCCCCGAGGACCGGGUGGAGAGUGGAAAGGCGGCUGCGGGCCGAGGGCCGCGCCGAAGCGGGCCGGUGCCGGGGGGAAAGGCCUUGCUGAGCUUCGGUGGUGAGGAGGAGCGGGAAGGUGAAGAAUUUUUUAAAAUUAAAAAGCCAUCCUUCAAUGAAGUAACCUUUAGAAUUCAAAAGAAGGAAAGCCUGCCACCUACACAGACAGAAACUGAAGAAAGCAAAAAAAUCUGUCAGUUGGAGCCUAGAACUGACAACACCAAAGGCACUUGUGCAGAAGAAGAGGAGAAGGAGUUUGAAAGUUAUUCUUCAGUAAGUAAGGACUACAACAGCUCAGACUCUGAAAAUGAAUCAAGGUCUCCACAGGAGAGGAAGGAUUUAUCACCAGGUAAUAUCCCCAGUGAGGCUUGUAUUGAUGCUGCUCGGAGGAAACGUCACUUAGCCAGGACACAGGCUGAUUAUCUGCCACUGGAUGUUUCAAAUGGUCAUCAGGUCUCUCGGAGAAGAGAAGGCAGUGAUUUUGAAAGUGAAGAUGAGUCUGAUAUGAGGAAUCUCGUUUUUGCUCCUAAAAUGAGAACUCUUAGGCAGAGGAUGACUGAACACAUGGUGUCUGUGGGUGAUGAAUCAAGUGAAGAUGAAGCAGAAAUUAAGUGGGAAGAGCAGCAAAUAAGGAAAGCUGUUAAACUCUCUCAGGAAACGUACGAUGAUGCUUCCCUGCACAAAGCUCCAGCACCUAAACCGAAGUUUGAUCCCUCUGUUUCUCUACCACCUGUGGACUUGGAAAUUGUGAAGAAGCGACUGACUGAAAGGAUAACAUCGUUGCAGGAUGUGCACCGUGCUCACCAGAGGGAGUAUGAAAAAUACAUGGAGGACAUGGAAAAGUCAAAGAUGACUGUCCAGGAGUUAGAGAAGUCUUCGGAUGCAGCUCAGAAUUACAAAUUCUACAGGGCCAUGAAAACAUAUGUAGAAAACUUGAUCAACUGUUUGAAUGAAAAACUGAAAUACAUUAAUGAUCUAGAACUGGCUGUACACGUACUUCUUCAGCAACGAGCCAUGAAAGUAUUGAAACGAAGGCAAGAUGAGCUGAAAAAUGAAUCUGCUUAUAUUCAGCAUCUGACAAGUGGGAAUGACAAGUCAACUAAUGGCGGUUUGGAAGGGGAUGGGAAGGCACAGCUUCUGGAAAUGUGUGAACGUCGAAGGACUUGUAGGCGGCAAGCGAGAGAGUGUUCAGGAGAAGCUGGUCACCACGAAGGCAUGUCGAGUGAUGAUGAGCUGACUCCAACAGAGGUGACAGAGUUCCAGAAGAGCAAAGAUAACGUUUUAGAGGAUAGUAGGAAAAUCUUUGAAGAUGUUCAUGCAGAUUUUUGUGACAUCAGCAAAAUCCUGUUGAAAUUCCAGGAAUGGAAAGAGAAGUUUCCUGACACUUACUGUGAUGCUUAUAUUAGUUUCUGCCUGCCUAAGCUAUUAAAUCCGUUGAUCAGAGCUCAGUUAGUAAAUUGGAAUCCUCUUGAGCAGAAUUUUACAGAGUUGGAAGACAUGCCCUGGUUCAGAGCUAUAGAAGAAUUCAGUGAUGCCAAAAACAUAUCUGAAUCAAAACGGGAUGAUGAUCCUGAUCGAGAAGUUUUGCCUAAAGUGAUUGAAAAAACUAUUCUGCCAAAAAUUACAGGAUUUGUAAAGAAUGUGUGGGAUCCUUUAUCUACAUCCCAGACAAAGAAUCUUGUACAGCUCUGCAAAAACGUGUUUGAAAAACAAGUGCUUUCCAAAAAUGAAUGCAGUCAAGCAAAAGAGGAUUUGAUAAACACGGUUGUCCUAAGAAUGAAGAAAUCUAUAGAGGAAGAUGUCUUUAUUCCCCUGUAUCCUAAAAAUGCUGUGGAAGACAAAUCAUCACUAUGUUCAAAAUUCCAAGAAAGACGAUUUUGGUCAGCUGUUAAGCUGCUCUCCAAUGUUCUUCUUUGGGAUGGGAUUGUACAAGAAGAUACAGUCCGUGAUUUGGGACUGAGCAAGCUGCUGAAUCGUUACCUCCUUCUGAACCUCUUGAACAUACCACCAGGGCCAGAUAACAUAGAAAAGUGUAAUAAGGUGGUUGCGUCCCUCCCAGAAAGAUGGUUCCAGGAUCUUAAAAGUGGAUCAACUCUCCCUGAGUUACUGAACUUCUGCCAGCACUUGCUGCGAUGUGCCCGUACGCUACACAAGAAUGACCACAGUAAUGAAACAAAAGAAGUUCUUCUCCUGCUGGUGAAAAUCAAAGCUCUGGGCAUAGUUGAAGACUUCAUCGAAGAGCACAAACUUGAACACCUUAAAUCAAUGAUUGGGAAAUAGAAAUUUUUGAAGCAACAUUGAUAUUACUGAAAAAAGCCUGAUAUUCACACAAAACCAGUUUAAUUAGUGGACCCUGCCUACUCAAAGGUGUAGUGGUAAUCACUGCCUUUUUAAAUACUUGAGGGUUUUUUUCCCCCAAAUGUCUUCUACUGCCAUCUACUCCUAGGUUAAGGAAUCGUUUUAGAAGCUACAGUUAUCAAAGUAAAGCAAUGGUUGGGGCAUUAUAAAACGUAUGACAAUGCUUUAUUGUUUUACCCUUUUUGGAGGGAUUUCUGGCAAGAUAGGAAGUGCCUGUAAAGUUUAUCCCUGCUAGCCAGGAGACAGCUUUACAAGCCAUUUUCAGUGUUAUGUUGCUAAAUAUCACUCUGACUUGGCAGUCAGGGAGCUCUCCUAACUUGUGGUCCAAGUGAUUUUUUUUGGUAGUCAUCUAACAUUGCAGGGAUUUGACUCUGAUACAGAAAGAAGGGAAGGAGUUUGAAUGUUUAUUGUGAAUGUGGGGUCAGUGAGGUCUGAAGUUGCACAGGAGAACAUCUGGGGAAGAGCAAAUGUACUGAAGGUGGUGUCUGAUGGGUGUAGUUUUGUACGAGGGUGACACAGACUGAACUGGAGUUGUCACACAUCUUGCUUUGUCAGACUUCUAAUAACAGGCAUCUCGAUGGUGAGCAGCUCAAGAACAACUUCAGGUACUUUCUACUCGCUGAAACUCGAGGAAAGUCUUCCUUUUGCUUCCCAGUAAGAUCUCCUGAACCCUGCUUCAUCAUCCCCUUACUGCAUUUCUAGUGUUUUAUAACUUUGUAUAUUUGCAAUAAAUGGUGGUGUAGAAUAACAAGGAUGUUUUACUGUAGAAACGGUAGUGCACACCAGACUCUGUGUCAACUUAUAACUCAAUUUCUCCAAAAUCUUCUCAGACUUGAAUUUAACUCUUGCGGACUCAAUCCCUUAUGAUUUCUUUUGUAUUUUUUUAAGUUAAAAAUGUUAUUUUUGUAAAAUAUUUUAAUUGUAAAUAGUUUUGAUCAGUGUUAAAGACAAAAAGAGGACUUUUAAAAAAUGGUUUAUUUUCAAAAUAAAGUAUGAGUAUUUUACUGUGUUAA